Pelobates fuscus (common spadefoot toad) is the source of this 3883-nucleotide messenger RNA. RefSeq names its product ATPase sarcoplasmic/endoplasmic reticulum Ca2+ transporting 3 (gene ATP2A3). Gene Ontology annotation, molecular function: ATP hydrolysis activity; P-type calcium transporter activity; ATP binding. Gene Ontology annotation, cellular component: membrane. The transcript has 22 exons. The coding region runs from base 375 to 3470 and encodes 1031 amino acids. The record is from RefSeq and is a predicted model, not a curated record. Gene Ontology annotation, biological process: calcium ion transmembrane transport; intracellular calcium ion homeostasis. Lineage: Eukaryota; Metazoa; Chordata; Amphibia; Anura; Pelobatidae.
GUGCAGCUGGGGGUAGGUGCUCUCCUAUAGCAUUCGGUGGGGCUGCCGGUGAAGUAGUGUUGUGGCUUGGCACAGGCAUGAAAAGCAGAGAGGGGAGGGCAGUGCCAGUGAGAGCAGAGGCGGGUCCAGGGGAAGAGCUCACCUUUCACUAGAGGAAGACAAGGUGUAGCGCUAGAGAGACCCACACAGGACUCUGGAGCAGAGCUACUCCCCUGUCAGGACCUCCUCCUCCUGCAUCCCUUCCUGACUUGCUCUCCGACUACUGAGUGCACUUCUCUCCGAAUCGCCCCCGACCGUGGGCUGGAUUAGCCGGGGUUCCGCCAGGGUUCUAGAACCCCGCGAGUGUUCGGGCUCAGUUGCAGGGUGCAGCCACCAUGGACAGCGCGCACGCCAAGUCGGUGACCGAGGUGCUCCGACACUUCGAGGUGAAUGAGAGUUGCGGACUGACCGCUGAGCAGGUCCGGAGGGGCAGAGAGAAGUAUGGACCUAACGAGUUACCUGCUGAAGAAGGGAAGUCUCUUUGGGAACUUGUAAUAGAGCAGUUUGAAGACCUCUUAGUUCGAAUUCUUCUCCUUGCUGCAUUUGUUUCAUUUAUAUUGGCCUGUUUUGAGGAGGGUGAAGAAACAACAACUGCGUUUGUGGAACCAAUAGUUAUAUGUAUGAUCCUUAUUCUCAAUGCGUUUGUAGGAGUAUGGCAGGAGAGAAAUGCAGAAAGUGCUAUUGAAGCCUUAAAAGAGUAUGAGCCUGAAAUGGGAAAGGUGAUUCGUGGAGACCGAAGUGGAGUGCAGCGCAUCAGGGCCCGAGAUAUCGUUCCUGGAGACAUUGUAGAAGUGGCAGUUGGAGACAAGGUUCCAGCCGAUAUCAGAAUAAUUGAGAUUCGAUCUACAACACUACGAGUGGAUCAGUCUAUUUUAACAGGAGAGUCUGUUUCGGUCAUAAAACAUACAGAUCCCAUUCCAGAUCCAAGGGCCGUUAAUCAGGACAAGAAGAAUAUGCUUUUUUCAGGAACAAAUAUAGCUGCUGGUAAAGCUGUCGGGAUUGUUAUUGCAACUGGCGUCUUCACAGAGAUUGGAAAGAUCAGGAACCAGAUGGUGGCAACAGAGCCAGAAAAGACACCUCUACAGCAGAAACUUGAUGAAUUUGGCCAACAACUCUCCAAAGUAAUUUCUCUUGUCUGCGUAGCUGUUUGGGUUAUCAAUAUUGGCCACUUCAAUGACCCAGUACACGGUGGGUCUUGGUUUCGUGGAGCUAUUUAUUAUUUUAAGAUAGCUGUGGCUUUGGCUGUAGCCGCUAUUCCAGAAGGCCUACCUGCUGUGAUUACCACCUGCCUGGCCCUAGGAACAAGAAGAAUGGCUAAAAAGAAUGCAAUCGUGAGGAGCCUGCCAUCCGUAGAGACACUGGGCUGCACCUCAGUCAUUUGUUCAGACAAGACUGGAACCUUGACCACCAAUCAAAUGUCUGUGUCCAGGAUGUUCGUUGUUGAAAAGAUUGAAGGAAUAAAUUGCAGUCUUCAUGAAUUCAGCAUCACUGGAUCAACCUAUGCCCCAGAAGGUCAAAUCCUAAAAGGAGAUAAACCUAUCGUUUGUGGACUGUAUGAUGGUUUGGUGGAAUUGGCUACAAUCUGUGCCCUGUGUAAUGAUUCCUCCCUGGACUUCAAUGAGUCUAAGGGUGUUUAUGAAAAGGUUGGGGAAGCAACAGAAACUGCUUUAACCUGCCUAGUGGAAAAAAUGAACGUAUUUAAUACAGACUUGAGCAAACUUUCCAAAGUUGAGAGAGCAAAUGCUUGCAAUUCGGUAAUAAAGAAGCUUAUGAAGAAGGAAUGUACUUUAGAGUUCUCGCGGGAUCGCAAAUCUAUGUCAGUGUACUGUACUUCUGUUAAUCCUGCCACGUCUGGUAGCAGAAUGUUUGUCAAGGGUGCUCCAGAAACCGUAAUUGAGCGAUGUAACUAUGUGCGAGUGGGUACAACAAAGCAACCACUGACCCCAUCGGCAAGAGAAAAAAUACUGUCAAAGAUUCGUGAUUGGGGUACUGGUAUGGAUACGCUUAGAUGCCUGGCAUUGGCGACACGAGACUCGCCACCAAAAAUGGAAGACAUGCAGCUGGAGGAUUCUACAAAGUUCAUAAAUUAUGAGACAAAUCUGACCUUUGUUGGAUGCGUUGGAAUGUUGGAUCCACCUCGUAAAGAGGUCACUACAUCAAUUGAGAUGUGUAAGAAAGCUGGCAUUAAGGUCAUCAUGAUAACUGGAGACAAUAAAGGUACGGCAGUGGCGAUCUGCCGGAAGAUUGGUAUCUUUUCAGACUCAGAGGAUAUAACAGACAGAGCAUACACUGGAAGGGAAUUUGAUGAUCUUCCCAUAGAGAAGCAGCGUGAAGCAUGCAGAAGUGCCCGUUGUUUUGCUCGUGUGGAACCAGCUCACAAGUCAAAAAUAGUGGAGUAUUUGCAGUCGUUAAAUGAAAUUACAGCCAUGACAGGUGAUGGGGUGAAUGAUGCCCCAGCAUUGAAGAAAGCUGAGAUUGGCAUUGCUAUGGGCUCAGGUACUGCAGUGGCAAAGUCUGCUGCAGAGAUGGUUCUAUCUGAUGACAACUUCUCUACCAUAGUGUCUGCGGUUGAAGAGGGAAGAGCAAUUUACAACAAUAUGAAGCAGUUCAUUCGCUAUCUUAUCUCUUCCAAUGUUGGAGAGGUUGUCUGCAUCUUCCUGACUGCUAUACUCGGUCUGCCUGAAGCUCUUAUUCCAGUUCAGUUGCUUUGGGUGAACCUUGUCACUGAUGGACUUCCUGCCACUGCUCUGGGAUUCAACCCUCCUGACCUAGACAUCAUGGAUAAACAGCCUCGUAAUUCAAGGGAACCUCUUAUUAGUGGCUGGCUCUUUUUCAGAUAUCUCGCUAUUGGAGUCUAUGUAGGUCUGGCUACAGUUGGAGCUGCGACGUGGUGGUUUUUGUAUGAUGAAGAUGGACCACAAGUUACUUUUUACCAGCUGCGACACUUCAUGAAGUGCACCAGUGAUAAUCCACUAUUUGAAAACAUUGACUGUGAAGUUUUUGAGUCACGUUACCCUACCACCAUGGCCUUGUCUGUGCUGGUAACCAUUGAGAUGUGCAAUGCCCUUAACAGCUUGUCUGAAAAUCAGUCAUUAUUGAGGAUGCCUCCAUGGCUUAACAUCUGGCUUCUUGGUGCUAUCAUCAUGUCAAUGGCUUUACACUUCCUGAUACUCUAUGUGAAACCUAUGCCACUAAUUUUUCAAGUGAUUCCUCUGAACUGCACACAGUGGAUGGUAGUUCUGAAGAUUUCCUUACCUGUUAUCCUGCUUGAUGAAGGGCUCAAAUACAUCUCAAGACAUCAUCUAGAAGGUCUACUCAAGACAGUUGAACAGUCGUGGAAUGGGACAACUCCAGCAAAGCCCUACAGAAAUCAAGACCAUACUGUGAGGAAAAGAUUUCCACAACACUCUGACAACAACAUUUCAAAGUAAAACAAAAAGCUUAUGAGUUUAUACUAAAGUGAAGUCUAUUGCUUGUUGGAAAUUCUGAAUAGGACAGCAGGACUUGCAUAUCUCCCAUCAGACAUAUGCGGAUGAAAUAUAUAUAUAAAACAAAACAAAAAACGGAAAAGAAAAAAAUUAUCUUAUUUGUUUGUAGCUUUUUUUUCUGUACAUACAGGUGCAAUAACUGGACAGCUGAAUUGUGGUUUGGGGAUCUCAAUUAUUACUAAUUGUAAAUGGGUUAUUUAGAUUUUAAUCUACAAGCUCUUGAAAAUCCAGUACCCUUUAAUGUAAAAUGCCCAGGUAACAUGGAAAGAUAUAACUCUCUUAUCUGUGCUGACAGACACAUGAAAUUCCAAAACUAAUGGGUACUCAUUAACAGUGAGAGACUGUUUGUGCUGUAG